AAAAUCCGAUGUCUGUGAGAGAGAGAAAUAACUUCCUUUCAAAUUCCACCCUCCUCCUUUUCCUCCUUUUGAAAUGAUCGGGUUAUCCAUCUUCGUCGAUUAGGGUUUCAUCACUGUCAGAUGUAGACUGGUGCGAGAUUUCGAGUACAAAGUUAGUUUUUUUUAAGGUGGGGGAGAAAGCUUGGGAGUGAUGAUUUUGACGGGGACGAAUCUCGUGAUGACGGUGAUCGGAUUCGCCGUCAGCACGAUGUUCAUCGUGUUCGUGUGCACCAGGUUAAUAUGCGCCAGGAUCCAGUUGCGGGCUUCUAGAAGGAAUUUUCCGACCGCGGCCAGAUCCGAUCUCAGCAUCNUUGAACGUGGGUUUCAUGGGUUGGAGCCUUUUGUAGUAGCAAGCUUUCCUACGGAGGAAUUUGGUGACUAUUUCUCAUCUGGAAAAGAUACCCAGUGUACCGUAUGUCUUGCAGAAUACCAAGAGAGAGACGUUUUGCGCAUCCUUCCUUACUGCAAACAUGCUUUCCAUGUCAGCUGCAUAGAUAUAUGGCUAAAACAACAUCCAACAUGUCCUGUAUGUAGAAUAUCACUGCGUGAUUCUCCUGAUCGAAAAAGGGCAAUGCAGCCUCUCUACAGUGGAGCCAUCAGAUCUCUCUACCCUCGAGAAACCUUUGAGUUGGAUUCUUACCACUAUCUGUGCGCAAAUUAUCACUAUUCUGAAACGACAGAAGAUAGUCAGAGAGCAGUAUCUGUUCAAGAGGAUCAGUUAACGUCAGAAUCAUCUGUAGCUCUUGAGUUGCCAUCUAUGGACAGUAUGAAGAUUGAUUGUUAUCAGGAAACAAAGGGAAAGCUCAUGGAGAGUCCAUCAAACCCAUAGCUAACCAAGGUUCUGGGGACUGAAGGUGGCUGUUUGAAUCGGACUUUUGACAACUGAAUAGGGAAAGCAGGAACUUACAGAAACUGAUGUCAAAAUUCAGCAACCUGAUGGUGCGUAAUCUAGAUGUACUGUUCCACGUGGGUUUUCUGUGAAUGUCACAUUAUUUUUUAAUUCUGCAAAGUGAAAGUUUCUGGGUAAACCUUAGUUCGCAUAUAAAGUCUGAUUCAAGCUUACUCA
Asparagus officinalis (garden asparagus) is the source of this 1105-nucleotide messenger RNA. Its product is annotated as RING-H2 finger protein ATL67-like. Lineage: Eukaryota; Viridiplantae; Streptophyta; Magnoliopsida; Asparagales; Asparagaceae. The record is from RefSeq and is a predicted model, not a curated record. Bases 191 to 868 code for a protein of 225 amino acids. The transcript is spliced from 3 exons.